Saccostrea echinata is the source of this 13439-nucleotide messenger RNA. RefSeq names its product intermembrane lipid transfer protein VPS13A-like. Gene Ontology annotation, cellular component: extrinsic component of membrane. Bases 186 to 10808 code for a protein of 3540 amino acids. Gene Ontology annotation, biological process: protein retention in Golgi apparatus; protein targeting to vacuole. The transcript has 87 exons. The record is from RefSeq and is a predicted model, not a curated record. NCBI's taxonomy places the organism in Eukaryota, Metazoa, Mollusca, Bivalvia, Ostreida, Ostreidae.
CAGUAGACUUUUCUAUGCAUUGCGGAUAAAUUUUCUGCACUUGUCCUUCUUGCAACAGACGACUUUUUAGGUGUUUGUUGAUAGUCAAUAUUGCAAAUACUGGCGAUCCACCAAGAAUGCAUAAAUUAUAAUUUAUGACAACUAAAAAAACGUUGAAGAGCAGUUGUGUAACUUAGCAGAGUGCCAUGAUUAAGGAUCGACUGGUUAAUUUAAUUAACGAGUACAUUGGAGAGUUUGUGGAGAAUAUAAAUCAGGAUAACCUGAAAUAUAGUGUGUUAGGGGGUAAUGUGGAGCUAAAAGAUUUGGUUUUGAAGCCCAGGGCUGUGGUGGACUUCCUUACACUACAGUUUGGCAAGGAACAAGCAUUUGAAGUGAAAGUAGGGCACUUAGACUACAUUCGCCUCUCAAUACCAUGGGGAAAUUUGUUUGGAGGGACGGAGGUCCGUCUAGAGCUGGACGGACUCUACAUUCUACUGAGCCCUGUUACCAUGGAUUCCUACAACAAACAGAGAGUGGAAGAGAUGGAGCACAAACUCAAACAGGCCAUGCUCAAAGCACUAGAUCCUUCAGUCCUGCAGAAAGUCUCUAAGGAAGCAGAGAAACACCCUGGCCUGUUUGAGAAGAUUGGAAAAUACAUUCUGAAUAACAUUCAGAUAAAAAUUAGUAAUGUACACAUUAGAUAUGAGGAUACAGUUUCAAACCCCGGAACCCCAUUUGCUGCUGGGGGAAUCCUGGGAGGGCUUUACAUAUUUACAACAAAUGACAGAUGGGAGGAGGUGGAAUUAGACAGCACUGCUAAAAUCCUACACAAGCUUGGUAAGGUGUCGGAUUUUUCCCUGUAUUGGAAUUCACGGGUCAGCAGUAGUGAUCUUGUGGGAGGCAAAAAUCUCGUUCAGUCGGGAGAUUGGAAGAGUUUAUUGAAGCAAUCCAUCAGGUCUAAGGUGAUUUCAAAAGACAAAUUUUCUUCAGUACUGACUCCAUUUACUGCGGAGGCCAAGGUGAUUUUAUAUAAUGUGGAUGACUAUAAGAUGCCUAAGCUGUACAUACAACUAUCUAUAGGGGAUGCUACAGCCAGGGUGUCACACAAACAGUAUUUGAGUGUCACAAGAUGGCUGGAAUUUUCCAAAAGGUUGGAAGUGAAUCGGCGGUACAGGAAAUUUCGCCCCACAGUAUCUGUUAAGAAGAACCCCAAGUCCUGGUGGAGAUAUGCUUAUGAUUCAGUCGUAGAGUUUAACAUUAAACCUUACAUGUGGCCUCAGAUAGUCAAGUACAAGCAAGACUAUGUAAAAUACUGGCAGGUGUACAAGCAACACCUGGAAUCUCCUAAAGACCAGAGAAUUAAACAGAAGGUUGAACAACUAGAAAAAUCAAUGGAUGUCACCAACAUUCUAAGGGCCAGGACGGAGGCUAGGCUCAAGUUUAAAGAAGAAACAGGAGAAAGAGAAAGAAGAAGGAAAGAAGAACUGAAGAGGAAACAAGAGGAGAAGAAAAAAGCUGGGGGAGGAUGGUUCAGCUGGUUCUGGGGAGGGACAGAGGAAGAGGAGGAAUCUCUUGAUGACCUCACCACAGAAGAUGAAUUGUUUGAUUUGUCUGAGGAAGAGAAACGGGAAAUCUAUGAAGGAGUGGGCUACAGUGAGUCAGAAAGCCCACAGAGCAUGCCCAAAGAGUAUGUGGCAUACAAGAUUCAGCUGAGGGUCAGACAAUGUUGUGGAUGUCUGACCAGUACAGAGGCCCCGGAAUCAGCAUGUAUUCUACAGAUUGUACUGGAGGACAUGCUAACCUCUUAUGAAAACAGACCUGGAGGUCAAGGGGUCAGAGUUGUGAGUAACACAGAAAGUUUUGUGAUUUCUGGAAUUUCAUUGGACAACAAACAGGUCAAAUUACUGACCUCUAAUGGUGGAAUUUACACAUCAGAUCUGACUGGUCAGAUGUUUACCUUGGAGUAUGAACUUCGACCUUUGCAUAUUAAAGCUGACCAAUCACUGAAGAUGACAGUACGACCUGUGGAAAUCUUCUACGAUCAACAUGCCAUAUCAGAGAUUUUCCGGUUCUUUCAAUCUUCUGACCAUGUGAUGGACACAGACAUGAAUGCCCUCGCCAUGGAGAAGUUGAGUGGAGUGGUCCAGUACAGUAAAGAUAUGCUUCUGUAUGCCAUACAGCAGCAGUCGUCUUUCUAUGUAAAUAUACACAUGAGGUCCCCUUACAUUGUGAUACCAGAAAAUGGGACACUUCACACAGGAGGAAAUGUUUUAGUGGUAGACUUUGGUACGUUGUCUGUAGAGAGUGACUUACAGGAGAAACCAGAUGAUCCCAGGGCAUCCCUACCUCAAACUUUCCUCCAGAACCAGAUGUAUGACAAAUUCCAAGUCAAGAUCAGCGAUGUCAAGGCUCUUAUUGCUGACUCAGGUGAAGAUUGGCCUCAGUUCCAGACCCAGGGUAACUCUAGGUUUCAUGUCCUGCCCAGUACACAGCUGUCAGUAUCCUUCUACAAGACUAUUGUACCAGACAACUACCAGAUACCACAUCAGAAGUUUGAUGUCCAGUUACCUUCAUUGACUUUGAACCUGAAUGAUGAGCAGAUACUGGUACUGUACAACUUCCUGUUACACUUUCCCAGCCCCUCCCUUGUACCCCCAGGUGCAGAGACAACUCAAGAUGGAGGGGAAGUCAGUAGACCCAAACUGGUCCUUUCCGAUGUACAGUUAGAUCCAGAUAUUUCCACACUCCGAGCGAUCAGGAAGAGUAUCCUACGACGUCCUGUAGCCAGAGGACUUCUGACAGUGGUGGAGGAGGGAUUGAUGAGUACAUCUGCACCAAGUCCUAUACAAUCAGUGGAGGAUCUGUCAAUUUCUGUGGUGGAAGAUAUCGAUGAUGAAGAUAAAGAAUGGAAGAGUGAUACAAACAUUCGCUCAGUUGAGGACUAUUUAACAGACCGAGUCAAAAUGAAGAUGUAUGUAAGACUUCAGAUAGCUGAGAUGGUACUACAGAUCUCCCAGGGACACGGGAAUGAGGCUCGUGACUACCUGAUGUUCCGUCUGGACCGGAUCAGUGCCGACAUGGCGGUGUUGUAUUAUGUGGAGGGGUCAACCACCACGCCCCCGAGUCAGUGUGGGACGGCGGUGUUCGCCAGUGUGGGGGCCCUGAGUUUGGCUGACAAAUUAAAUAAAGGUACAUCUGGUGCUUACUUAGAAUUACUGAGGACAGAGUCUGACAAAGAACUGAUCACAUUCAGCUACAGACAGAUAAACAAGGAUUGUGCAGACUUUGUGUCGGUGUUUGAGAGCACGGAGAACAAAGCCACCAUUGUGUGUAACAGUCUGACUGUAAGACUGGACCAGACAGGGAUGUGCUACCUUAAAAAGUUUACAGAGGAACUACAAAACAGGAUAGCAGAGAAUGAAAAGAAAAGAUCUCAACCUCUGCCGGACUAUCUUGAUUCUGUUCCGCUCCGACGAAGUGAAAGUAGAGAUGCUUCAUCCAUGACAAGUCGGAGACUGUCACAGUUUGCAAGGAGAAUUUCCACCUUUGUUGAUGAGGUGGAUGCUGAGAUGACAAAAAUACAUGUACCGCCCAAACAGAAGAAUCUUGUCAAGUUUCUCUUGACCUCUCAAGUUCAGAAGGUCACCAUACAUCUCAGUAACCUUGAGAGCCAAGUGGCUGAGAUUGAGUUUAUUGGCAUGGACAGUCAGGUGUCUGUGGAGAAGAAAAAGGCUUGUAUAAGAAGUCAGAUAAAAGAUCUGGCCGUACUGGAUAAAACGACAGGCACACUCUACCCUCAUAUUUUAAUGCUGGAAGAGAAGGAUAGCCCUUUCUUCAAUAUGAAGGUCGAACAGUUCUGGCGAAGUGCCAAAAAGAAGCGUGGCCAUGGAGAUCCUGGAUUAGACUACAAUGUUCAGCUCAGGAUUGGAGACCUGCAGGUGGCUUAUGUCAAUAGAUUCCUUUGGGAUAUUACAAAAUUCUUUGAGCCUUUGAAGACUCCAGAAAUGGUACAGGUUGCAACAGCCACAAUGGAGAAUGUCACAAAACAGGUUGCUGAGAUUCAGCCCUCUGCAGUCCGGGUCGGUCUGAUGAUUGACAUGAAAACUCCCACAGUGAUUGUACCAAAGACUUCAAAGUCCCCAGACCUGAUGCUGCUCCGAUUUGACUACCUCCAAAUCCGGAACUCCAUUAAGUCAGAAUUCCUGGCUGAUGAAUCCCAGCAAGACUGGAACAAUGUCCGAAUCAAGGUCAAAGCCAUGCAAAUAAGCAGAGCUAAGAUCUUGAGUGAUAAAUUUGUUGUCAGCCAUAACAUAGCAGAACCUGUGGACUUUUUAGCUUCAGUCAGCCUUGCUUUGGAACCAGUCAAGUCAAAGGUCAUGUAUGAUGUCUCUGGAGAUCUCUUCCUCAUGAAGGUUAACAUGUUUCAAUCAGACAUUAGGUUGUUGAUGGAUAUCCUGAACAUGAACUUCCAGGAAGGGGCACCCAAGUCAAUGGAAGAUAAAGAGUUACCUCCCCCACAGACAGGAAGUGAAGAUGAGUUGCCUGCCCCUGAGACAACAGAAGCCCCCCCUGCCCCUACCACUCCAUACAAUGCAGUACUUACAUUCCAGGGACUGGUUGUACAACUGUUUGAAGAAAAACAGCAGGAGGAUCACUCACUAAAAGCCUCAAAGCUGAGCAGAAUUGAGAUAGGAAAGUUAGUGGGCCGUGUCAACACGCAGACGGAUGGAGAUAUCAGAACAGACGUCAACCUUUCACUCCAGACACUGUCUGUGGACGACACUCGGCCAAACAGUACCAUCAUCAGUAAAAGAAUUAUAGACUGUGAAAGGGGAACAAUCAAGAAAGAAGAGGAGGAGUUACUUCCCCUAAUUUCUGUUAUAUACAAGGAGAGGACCAAUGGGAACCAAGAGGCUGAUGUAAGAAUGGAGAAAAUCACAGUGAACAUCCACAUCACAUACCUACAGACCCUGUAUCAGUACUUCCUCCAGGCUCUACAGACAGACACACCCACCACCCCCUCCCCCAGGGACAGUACCAGUGUGGAUGGGGGAGAUUUCCCAGACUCUCCAGCACCGGAACCCCAGCCCACAGGAGUAUUUACAUUGUAUGGGACCAUCAAACAGCCUGAAUUUAUUCUUCAUGGAAGUCCGGGUCCAAAUGAUGACAGAAUUCUUGUUUUAGAGGCAGAUAUAGAAUUCAACAUGAAAAAUGACAGUUCAGAACAGAUACUGGGAUCAACAGUCAAAGACUUAAAAAUGUACAACUCAAGGAUAGGGUCCAAGGCAACCUCUAAACACUGGGUGAUACAGCCAUGUAAGGUAGACUUGGAGAGAAGGGUGGGGGAUAACCACGCCCACCACAAGGUGUCACUGUCGGAGCUGGAGGUGUAUGUGACACCACAAGUCAUCCGUCUGGUGUAUGACGUCUCCAAGAUGUUGACAAGUGAUGAGGAAACUAAGGAAGAAGUAAAAGAGAAGAAGGACCCCAAACAAUUCACCAAUCUGUGGAGUAUUCACCAAACCUCUGCCGGAAAAUGGCUAGACAAAAUAGAUCCAGAGAAGCCUUCUAACCCUCUAAUCCCCAAAAGUACCCCAUCAGAGACACUACUGGUUACCGUGGAGAAGAUCAAUGUGUAUUUCCGGAUCCGGAAUCUGGAUCACCAUGUGGAUUUACUCCAUGUGUACUGCUCUCUGGAUUCCACAAUCCAUGACUGGUCUAAACAGUUACAUAUGAAGGCUGACUUGGAACUGAAGGCAUCUUACUUCAAUGAGAAACUGAGUGUCUGGGAACCACUAGUGGAACCUGUCUGUGAAUCUGUAGGUGUAUACAGACCCUGGUGGACCAUUAUAAAGAUUGUAAAGGGCCGGAGCUACCCUAUGGCCUUUAACCAUGUCCAAGAAAACUUCAACAUGGAGGAUUGUUUGAGAAAUGAUGUUCAACAGCUGCUUCACCGCAGCAUGAAGCGGUCCAGCACCUCCGAGUCCGAGACUGACGAGUCCACAGAAAUGACUGUCCUGAGACCAAAGUUAACUGGCAGGGCAUCAAGACUGGCCAGUGAACGCAGUCAUGAAUCACUCAGUCAUCAGCCAAGUAUACAAGGAGAGUCUGACACAGAACCAGACGGGUUGAUUCAGAGCAUCACAAACAAACUUGGGGGAAUUUUCUCUGAUGACGACAGCAGUGAGGAUGCGGAUAUUAGUGACACGGAUGAUAAUGAUGAACUGUUUGAUCCCUCUUUGGAUAAACCUGUAUUUCUUACUCCUAAAGGGCCCAUGCAGGCUGGAAGGGGUAGAAGAGUUACUUCCUGUCCUCACUGCUCUUGCUUUGCACCACACAGAGAAGACUUGGAUGAAGUUGAUGCACCACUUUUGACGUCAGAACAGGACACCAUAGAGGAAGGAGAAGCAGGGGGUGAUGUUCCUCAGUCUUAUUAUUUUAUAAUGGCCUCACAGGACCAACUACUCCUCAAUGUCACCCCUCAGGCCAUUAAUGUACUGACUGACAUCAACAAGGCCAUGACAGCACCUGAGACACUGGAAAUGGACACUGUUAACCUACCAGCACUACAGAUAAUAAACAAGCUUGGUGUCAAUGCUUCAGUGACUCUGCAUCCAGAUGUCAAGAUUCACCCAGAAAAUAUAGAGGGUUGUCAAGUGUACAAAGAUGGGGAAAAUCCCCCCGCUUGUGAUGUUGACACUGUUGAUGCAAAUGGACUGGAAAUUAAAAGUGAGACCGACGAAGCUGAUGGACUGAUCUCAAACAUCUUGGGUCGAGUGGGUCAUGUGGCAGUGUCAGCAGGGGCAUAUGUGUUUGACAAUGAUGAGGAUUACUUGUCAGGACAGAAUCUCAAUAUCAACAGGUUCAGACUUCAUGUGGAUGGGUUCCACUUAUCCUCCACUGUGUCACACAGAAGGGCCUGUCGCCAACUCAUGCCUCUGUCUCCACACAAGGUAUCUAAACACAAGACAAAGUACUGGUACUUGUUAGACAUUGAUGUAUGGCACGGAAGGAAAGUCAUCAACUUCCUGUCUCCUCUACAGAUAAAGAAUAACUUGGAUAUGUCCAUGGAUGUGUUCUGUAAAACUAAAGAUCUGAAGACAUACCAGGAUGUGGAGAGUGACAAUGAAGAGUUCUCCAAACUGGUUACCAUAGAGACAGGACAGGUGUAUAAUGUCCCAUUGUUUGUAGCCUACCAUCUGGACUUGUUCUUGUGUCCCUCAGAUAGCAGCUACAAGAUGACACAGACAAAGAUUUGGUGGAAGGAUUUCUCAGGGAAAGAAAAAUCUAAGAUUUAUACCUGUCCUGUGGCAGAGGCUGACUUAGAACCAUUUUAUUUCAUGGUCAUCUGUUCCGAUGGUAGUAAACUGGUUCCCGCACAGACAGUACCUACAGGAGUCCCAUAUUACCAGCUGUCCUUAAGUCCACCAGUCAUACUUCAUAAUUAUCUCCCUUACAACAUCCAGUACUCACUAGAGGGGACACGGUCAGCCUUUGUGAUGCUACAGAUGGGAGAAUCCUGUCAUUUACACAGUGUGGACCUCAAACAGAGCUACAAAUUACAUCUACAGAUCCAAGAUUAUCAGAGUAUAGACUGGACAGGGGUGUAUGAAAUCACACAGGCCUUGGAAGAGUUCAAGGCUGUCUCCAUGGCACCAUAUGACUUUGGUAAUGAGGGAAACAACAACAAGUAUUUGACCUUGACUGUUCAUGCCACCCAGCAUUCUAUGGUUGACCUCUAUGUAUACAGUCCAUACUGGCUGGUCAAUAAAACAGACCUGGUUAUUCAGGUCAAGGGUUCUAAAUCAGAUGCUGUGUUUGAUUGUCCAUCAAACCUUACUUCUCCUGUUUUAUUCCGAUUCAAGAAAAAUAGACCAAAGAAGGCGAAGAUAAAGGUGUACAACUCUCGAUGGUCACAGUCGUUUUCUCUGGACACAGUAGGGAACUCUGGUGUGGUGAUCUGUAACGACAGAGAGAGGAAAACUAAGUAUAGGCUGAUGCUCCAGUUCCAGUGGUCUGAUCUGAAGCUGACCAGAAUUGUGACCAUCACUCCAUUCUUUCUGGUGGUCAAUAAGUCCUCUCGUGGUCUGAGGUAUAUGGAGGAGAAUGAGACCACAGAUCUGUGGCUGGACAUCGCAGAGGGCGAGUGUAAGCCCUAUUGGCCAGCCACAUCCAGUGAUAAAAUGGUGAUUAAAUACAGUGACAGUAACAUUACAUCAGAACACUUCCCAAUCAACAGUCUCCAUAACACUGUGCUGAGGAUGGAGAAUGGGACGGCUAUAUGUGUGGAGGUGUCGGGGGGACUAGAGACAUCCAGGACUAUCUCCUUCUCUGACUAUGACAUCGGUGAUGCUCCUGUACAGAUAGAGAACCUGUGUGAGGACGUCUUCAUUGUCGUCAGACAAAAGGGCCAGCACCAGAUGACAGUGUUGGGAGAGAACCAGUCUAUACUUUAUACGUGGGACAAUCCUACUGGUACACGCACACUACUGUGGAAUGUUUAUAAUGGAAAGAAAAGUCAGGAGUCCGAAAUAGACAUCACCAAGGACAGCUACAAUCCUAAGCGUCUGACCGUGAAGUUGGUCCAGUCCUCCAGUACGUAUAAUUAUAAUGACGUCACUGAUGGACGUGUCGACUCCAGUCCUGAAGAUGAGACAGACCCUGGGGAGGAAGAGGAAGAAGGAGGGGACAGUGUUGAUGGGGUGGAUCUAAGAUCUAGACUGAAAACAAAGGCUUACAAAAUGACAAUAUACUGGGUAUCCUUCCUGGACAGACAGCAGAGGGUGGUGCUAUUUACACAAGACCCUCGAGUGGCUGAGGCCGCAAGAAUGGCUCAUUGCUACGGAGUUAAUUCUCCACACUCGCAUCGGUUGCUGCCUACGAUGUAUGAAGGAGAACAUGUGACCUGGUUUUCCUUGAUUUCAUUGGACGGUAUAACCCUCUCAAUCAUCAAUGGAGUUUAUGAGGAGGUGGCUCUGGUUAGUUUGACAAGUCUGCCAGCUAGUUGGGAGAUUGAGGUCAAAAACAAAUGGAAGAUGUUGGAGGAUAUCACCUUGGUAACCUGGCUGGAGGACCAGUGGAAGAACGGUGUGGAUCAGGCCAGCUGGGAUACCAGAAUAGAGGUGGAUUUUAAGAACAUGAGAAUGACAAAACCCUACAUUGGAGACCUGAGAAGAGUUGCCUACCCUGGUCUGUAUUUCCAGCAUAGGAUGUCCGAACACCAGACUCUGAUACAUGCCAGAAUAUACAAAAUACAGAUUGAUAACCAGUUAUUAGAUGCUUACCAUCAGACUGUGUUAAGUUGUGUGCCUACCCCAGGCUACCUCGUGAAGAAGAAGGGGCCUAAACCCUGUAUAGAAUUUGGAAUGAUUAGACGAGUUGUACAAGAAAAUAAUGUUGAUACAUUUAGACAAUUUCAGUUAAUCCUUCAGGAGCUAAGAUUGGCUGUAGACUGGGGUUUUAUUGAGUCUAUUCAGGAUACAUUUGCUGAUCUAAUGCCAGCUGAAGCUACCGAGAGUGCCAAAUUACAGUCUGACAUUCUUGUUGCUCAGCGGCCUCUACAGGAAGUAGCUGAAGUCAUGGUUGAGAGACAGCCACAUAGAAUUUUCUUUGAGAUGUUCAAGAUUUCUCCAAUCAAGGUCCAUGUCAGUUUCUCUUUGAGGGGAACCCCCCACCUGACUAGGGAUGUCCAGCCAAGUGUUGCAUCUGACAUCAAAGGAUUCCUCCGUAAUUCUAUUGGAGCGACCUUCACAGAGGUCAAGGACAUUGAGCUCAAACUGGGUUUCUUUGAGAGACGAGGUGUCCUCCUCUCCUCCCUACAAAUGCAGACCCAGGCCCUCUCUCACUACCGCCAGCAGCUCAUGCUCCAGAUCUAUGUGGUUAUUUUUGGUCUAGAUGUUCUAGGAAACCCGUAUGGCCUCAUCAAGGACAUCACAGAGGGUCUGGGAGAGCUUUUCUAUGAGCCUUUGCUGGACACAAUACAGGGAGAGGAUGCUUUCUCCAGUAAUAUGGUCCGAGGAUUUGAGAAUGCCAUGGGUCAUAUUGUAGGAGGUACAGCUAACUCUGUUGCCAGGAUUACAGGAACUCUGGGGAACACGCUGGCGUACUUAUCCAUGGAUGAUGAAUUCCAGAAGAGAAGAGUGCGACGGUUACAGCAGCAGCCCCGAAAUCUUCCCCACAGCAUGGCAAUGGCGGGAAAGGGUUUUCUGUCUGGGAUGAAGUUUGGACUGCUGGGGGUGGUGUUAGAUCCCGUACAUGGUGCUUCUGAAGAGGGAGUUGAGGGGUUCUUUAAGGGGAUUGGUAAGGGAUUAUUGGGAUUGGUCACCCAACCCCUUGGAGGUGUGAUGGACAUGGUCAGUCUAGCAUUUGAUGGAGUCCGCAGGUCUGCUGAGAAUGAUGUUGUAGCUAUCCGAAUGAGACUACCAAGGUUUAUUAACCCUUAUCAUGGUUUAGAGCCAUACUCUUGGUACAGAGCCCAAGGGAACUUUAUCCUACACAGACUGCGGGAUGAGCAGCGUUCCUCCGGGAUUUUUGUAGACUUCGCUCCUCUUAGUUAUGAUGACAGAGCAGAUCUGCUGUUUAUCACCGACAGGACAAUUUUGAGCUUGUCAAAGAAUCGGUUUUCCCCGGGGUAUGACGUGAAGUGGGAAGUAGAACGAGAGAGGAUUAUGGGAAUUCCGGAAGUGACGGAGAAUAAAAUAGUCCUUACUCUCAAGGACAAGAAAGGUUCCUUAUUCUCUGGGAGUACAAUCGAGAUCUCUAGUCCAAACCCUGAAAUACUGAGGUGGAUCCAAGACCGUAUGGAGCGUAUUAUCAGACAACAGAUCUAAUAAGUACAUGUUUUCAAAGCUGGUGUGAAUUUAUUUUAAAAUGAACAAAAGAGAUUGAAUUUUGGCUGUGAUUUUUAGAAUGUAUGUUGACUUCACAUUUCAAUAGCUUAAUUGCUGAAUGUUUGUUGUUUUGACAUCUCAUAUUACACUUAUUUGCUUCUUGUUGAUGGUGGGUUAGCUAUUCUUGUUGCCAUAAGUACACUGUGUAAUAUAUAAACAUGUAUGUUUUAAGGGAAGACCUUGUUUCAUAAGCAGGACAUGCUUAACAUCAUUAAAAUUAUUACAUGUAUAGUCAAUUUAUCGUGAUAUACACUCAAUGUGCAAUACUUUUUAACAGCAUUUUACAAUAAUAUUGUUUUUGUUUAACUUGUUUACAUCUUGUAUGUACAUGUAUUUAACAUUCCAGAAUUACGUUGUGUUUAUUAGAAGUAUUUGUAAACUGUAUACUGUUGUACACACCCUCCCAAAUAUAAGACUUUGAGUAGUAAUGAUCAAAGGUAGUCUUGAUUUUAUUUUAUUCUAUGUUUAUAUUGGUAUAAAAUAAACUAGCAAGCUGCAUAUAUGAAAAAAAAAUUAACUGUCUUUGAAACUUUAAAUCACUGAAUGCUACAGUCCUACUAAGAAGAUAUGACUUUUUUGAAUGCAGUAUAGGUUAAUAUAAAUUAAGCUUAUUUUCCAGUAUGAACACUAUAACAUUGUCCUGAAUCUGGCUUCUUCAGAUAAAUGUAUUUAAAACUAAUGCCCUGUUCACACGGAGAGUUUAAUUCGCAGUAAAUUAAUGCGAAGUAAAAUGAUGCGAAUUAAACUAAUGCAAAUUAAAUUGCGUUCACACGACAGCUAAUGCGAAGUAAACUAAUGCGAAUUAUAAUUUUAUUUCUACAGCAAGGCUAUUCAGUGAGGCUAUUAUGACGUCAUUUACAAAUCACGUCAUAUUGUGCCCAGCAAAUAUACAUUUGACAUAAUGUCAGUGUCUGUGCACAUUUUAGUGUUAACGUAGUUUUCCUUUGUUUUCCGCUCAAAAAUAGCACAAGUACCUAUAUUUGACCAUCGACAUGUGGCCUGUGACUUAAUUCUGCCCUUACGCAUGCGUCAAAAUUUAAUUCGAAUUAGCUUCGCUUAGCGUUCACACGAAGCUAAUGCGAAGUAAUUUAAUGCGCAGUAAACUAAUUCGAAUUAAACUAAUUCGCAUUAAAUUCUCCGUGUGAACGCCGAUCAAAUUUAAUUCGCAGUAACUUACGUUUAAUUCGAAUUAAACUCUCCGUGUGAACAGGGCAUAAAUACUAGUACAUAUGUACUACAGUUGAACUUCGUUACCUCGAACUCUGAUAUCUCGAAUAUACCAUUCAUAUGUAGAAGUGAUCUGUAAGUCCCAACCACUUAUUCAUUAUAUUAAGAAUUUUACCAUUGAUACCUCAAAUCUUCAGAUAUGUUCAAGUUUUUUUCUGUCCAAUCGAGUUCAAGAUAACGAGGUUUGACUGUACAUGCACAACGUGUGUUAAAUUGUCAACAGGAGUAAGGAGAACAAAUCAUUGUGACUAGAUUGUUUGUGAUAAAAGUUUCACAGAUAAAGGAUACUAGAUGAUUGCUUUACAGAACACUUUAUAAAUUUAGUGCACAGUCAUUCUGUAGAAGUUAAAUAUAAAUUCAUAUUUAAAAUCUGACUGAUAUAUAUUUUUUUUUCAAAGGUUAUUUUUACUCUUAUUCUGAUUUAUAAUUUCCUGUCAUUGAAUUGAUCUUUGAAAGUAAUUUUUUUUUCAAGAAAAUAUACAAGAAAAACAUUUUUCCAUUAAAAAGAUUGUACAAACUGUAUUGUAACUUAUUAGUACAAUUAUCUAGAAUACUAAAUAUUCAAAUAAUAUUGCACUUCAUUAUUUUCUUGUUAUAUGUACAAUACUACUAUAAUAUACAAAUUGUACUUUAACCUGAACAUUUUGAAACUGACCUUAUAAAGGAUGAAUGAAUGCAUAGGUUUUGAUUGGAAUAUUAUCUUAAUUGAUGAACUGAUAUACAUUUUGGUAAAUUUUUUCGUAGGAAAUAUUGCAAGGUUCAGUCAUAUAUCUUUUUUCCCUAAAAGUGAUUGUAUAUUCGGUGUAAUGGAACUUUGAUAUCACGAAAAAUCAUGGGACUGUCCAAACAUUUGUAAUUAGUUGAGUGUUCCAGGUAUGUAUAAAUUUGAAAGUCAAAUUACUGUCGACUCCUAUAGGAGAUUCCUUAAUAUUUAUUGAUUUCAGCAAUAUUACAUAAAGCAAGAUUCAACUUCAAUUGAAGGAUAAUACAUCAUCCUGCCAAAUGUUUGAUGAGCAAAUAUAAUUUGUACAAAAAAAUUCAAAGUUUAGAUUUUAAUAUAUAAAACUAAUAAAAAGGAAUUAAUGAAAACAAAAUAAUAUAGUCUGACAUAAUAAAAAAUAUUUUUUUAAACACGGAAGUGGAAUGGAAUGUGUAUGCUAAUCAAAGGUUUAUAGACUCUGCACUAAAUUACUGGUAUUAUUUAAUGUGGUUUGAUCUGAGAUAUGGGUUUUUAUUGAUCAUUAUAAAACAUUUAUAUAUUUGGUUGAUUGGUUAUGAGUUUUCUUUGUAAGCCAGAAAGAAUUAUGUUGUUAUUUCAUAUUGCUUUGUUAAUAAAGAAACAAU